Molecule: messenger RNA, 1500 nt
Organism: Pleurotus ostreatus (oyster mushroom)
Lineage: Eukaryota; Fungi; Basidiomycota; Agaricomycetes; Agaricales; Pleurotaceae
Gene: SUB8
Product: serine protease
Exons: 3
Coding region: 1-1500 (499 amino acids)
Biological process (GO): proteolysis
Molecular function (GO): serine-type endopeptidase activity
Source: RefSeq, a predicted model, not a curated record
AUGCAGCCCUUCAUUCACUGGUCGUUGUUGGCGAUAUCGGUCUCAACUACUCUUGCUACUCCCCUCUCCACUUCCUCUCAUUAUGAAGACAACCGUCAGCGCGCGCAUAUCACUCUGGCGCCGCUAGUGGAGAACGAGCACCCUCACGGGAGCAUCAACAACUCCUACAUUAUCAUGUUCAAGCAAGGAGUAUCUCCGACGCUGAUGGACAACCAUCUCAACUUCCUGCAGACUGCGCAGCAGUCGGAGGACUCGAUGUCGGGGGUCAAGCAUGCGUACACUGUUGGUAACAGUGUGCAUGGCUACGCUGGCGAAUUCACCGCAGAGACUGUUGAACAGCUGCGAGGGAUGCCUGAGGUCGAUCUCAUUGAGCGGGAUCAAAUUGUUCACACGACCACUCCAGCCAUAGAGAAGGGCGCGCCAUGGGGACUUGCCCGUAUUAGCCACCGCUCGAAGCUUGGCUUUUCUACUUUCACCAAGUACUUGUACGAUGAUGAAGGCGGAGACGGUGUUGAUGUGUAUGUCAUUGACACUGGCAUUAACAUCAACCACGUCGAGUUCGAGGGUCGUGCAUUCUGGGGCAAGACCAUCCCGCAGAACGACGUGGAUGAGGAUGGCAAUGGUCACGGAACCCACUGCGCUGGGACAAUUGCCUCCAGGAAGUACGGCGUCGCCAAGAAGGCCAAUGUUUACGCUGUUAAAGUUUUGGGCUCGAAUGGUUCGGGAAGCAUGUCCGACGUCGUCGCUGGCGUUACAUGGGCGGCUGAAAGCGCUCUGGCAAAGAAGGACCAGGCGGCCAGGGAACUUGCUGCCACCGGCAAGACUUCACACAAAGGAUCCGUUGCCAGCAUGAGUUUGGGUGGUGGCAAAUCACCCGCUUUGGACCGUGCGGUCAACGCAGCUGUCGACUCUGGUAUUCACUUCUCCGUUGCUGCUGGCAAUGACAACCGUGACGCCUGCAACUACUCGCCCGCCGCUGCAGAGAAGGCCGUCACUGUUGGUGCUUCAACGCUCGGUGAUGACCGUGCUUACUUCUCCAACCACGGACCUUGCGUUGACGUCUUCGCUCCCGGUCUCAACAUUCUUUCCACCUGGAACUCGGGUCCCACUGCUGUCGCCACUCUUUCUGGCACCUCCAUGGCUUGCCCUCAUGUUGCAGGUCUCCUUGCCUAUUUCUUGUCGAUCUACCCUCACGAGACCUUUGCCCCCUUCCUCGACGAGCCCCUCGUCGCGCCUCCUACCCUCCAACACGCAUUCUCUACUCCAUCGUCGUUGUACACGAUGGUUCACUCGUCUCUCCCCGUUUUCAUCCGCAACUAUCUCCCCAGCCCUAAGCUGGUUAGCGCUCUCGUUGGCGACGAUGCUGCACUCUCCAAGAAGCCAAUAACUCCCGCGCAACUGAAGAAGGCUCUCAUUGGUCUGUCAAGCAAAGGUCUCUUGAAGGAUUUGCCAGCAGAAACCGUCAACCUCCUUAUCUUCAACAACGCAACCUCCGUAUGA